Linepithema humile (Argentine ant) is the source of this 2543-nucleotide messenger RNA. It is a transcript of the gene hry, whose product is annotated as bHLH transcriptional repressor hairy. Gene Ontology annotation, biological process: regulation of neurogenesis; anterior/posterior pattern specification; regulation of transcription by RNA polymerase II. Gene Ontology annotation, cellular component: nucleus. Gene Ontology annotation, molecular function: RNA polymerase II cis-regulatory region sequence-specific DNA binding; DNA-binding transcription factor activity, RNA polymerase II-specific; protein dimerization activity. The record is from RefSeq and is a predicted model, not a curated record. Lineage: Eukaryota; Metazoa; Arthropoda; Insecta; Hymenoptera; Formicidae.
AUUCGAUGGUAGGGAUACACCAGGUUAAAGCGUCACGCGCUGGGUCUCCCCACUUAUUGUUCGCUCGCCACUGAAUAUCCCCUCUUCGGAAGGGGCCAGCUCCACCACCGAGCAUUCCAUCGGGUGCCACGCUCCGACAGCACGACAGAAGACGCUUGCUCGCCGAGCUAGUCGAGCUCAGACGUUCGUCGUGAGCAGUCGCACUUCGGCGGUAUUUGUUACGAGACUUAGCAAAGAGACUGCACACUUUUUUCAUCACGUUUCCUUCGUAUGUAAUCAUCGACCUCACGUUCGUACCGUGGUUCGAGUAAUUACUCUGUGCGUCGGCGCAACGUGCAAGGCGAAGAGGACACGUCAAGUAGCAGCAGACUGUUGGAUUAUCAGUGAAGUGAUUGACUUGGGUAUACAGUGAUUCCGCGUCGACGAGGAUUAUUCGAUUUGAAGGUCUUCCGGAUUCUGUGAUACGGAAAAUAAAGCAAAUAAUGGUAACCGGAGUGGGUGCCACGAUGCCGACGGGCGGUGUCACCGUCGGCGCCACGCCGCCCGCGCAACACGUGCCUCAAGAGGCUGGUCAGGCUCCGGCGCAAACCACCCCAACUACUACAACGACUACGAGGAGAUCUGGAGAAAAUCGACGGAGCAAUAAACCUAUAAUGGAAAAACGACGUCGAGCCCGUAUUAAUAAUAGUUUGAACGAUCUGAAGACUCUCGUAUUGGAAUCUAUGAAGAAAGACCCGGCACGACACUCCAAGCUCGAGAAGGCUGACAUUCUGGAACUGACCGUGAAGCAUUUGGAGAACCUUCAACGACAGCAAGUCGCCCUGGCCGCCGCGACCGAUCCGAACAUCCUCAACAAAUUCCGUGCCGGUUAUACGGAGUGCGCCGGCGAAGUUGGCAGGUUUCCCGGUCUGGAGACUUCGGUGAAGAGGCGUCUGAUGGCCCACUUGGCAACGUGCCUGGGUCCGGUAGAAGCGAGCAACAAUAACGGCCAAACAACGACAACGACUCAACAGCCUGUUCAGCCGGCGCCUCCGACGACGCAGCUGCAAGUACACAUCCUGCCUCAGGUUGACGCGACUCCGCGGAUCCAGGUCCAGCAAUCCAACGGCAUUUUCUUCACCAAUGCCAACGGCACCGGCCUGCAGCUGGUCCCGACCAGACUGCCGAACGGUGAUAUCGCACUGGUGCUUCCGGCGGGAGCGAAGGCGGCACCGGUCGCGUCAUCGCCCUCAUCGUCGCCGGCGCCAAGCUCACCGUUACCAACCCUGAUUCCGAUCCCUCAAAGAACCGCCAGCACGGCGUCCGCAUCGUCAUCGACCUCGUCCACCAGCUCCACGUCCACAUCGGCGGGGAGCCCGGUGGCGUUCGAGGCACCCCCGGCUUCGUUCCGCGAGCAAUCGACCGCCUACAGCCCAGCCAACAGUCACAGGGAUGUUGCGACCUCCCCGGCGAACGGCUACACCAGCGAUCCGGAGUUUGACCCACGCGUCUACAGCCCUCCUCUCCAGAAACCGCUCGCGCUGGUGAUGAGGAAGAGCGUGGUGCCGCCGGUCGAGGACAAACCGUGGAGACCGUGGUAAAUUAAUUUUUUUUUUUUUUCUUUCCUUAAAUUAAGAACUGAUACGAAGUGACACGUGGACGAUGAAAGUGAUACGAAUUGACAUAUGUCGAUAAUAAUCCGCGGUUAGGAACGCGUUGAUUCGAUGUGCCGAUUUACGCGCCGUAUAAAAAAAAAUCCCGCGGAACGGAAACAUGUUCCUCAAUUAUGUAGAUUGUUGUAGAUACGCGCGGUUCCACAGAGGAGGACACCGCUAAGUUGGAAGGAUCGUUAGAAGACGCGAGUUUAUUUCCGAGUGCGCGUGCACAGUCGGCCAGUAGCCAAUGAGGCAGUGCCUUAUUAAUAGUGCCUUGUAAAUAUGUCGUUAAACUUUAGCGUAUCGGAAACGAGCGCACAUGGUUUUCUUCGCGAUCCCCAUCAGCCCUUUUUCUCUCAUCCUGUCGUCCCGUCCUUUUUUUCACUGAUCCUCUCUGUACAUAAGUUAUACGAAUAUUGUAUUUUAAGUGCCUUACGCAACAAGAAUCACCGAGGUCUUCCAUUCUGUUUCUUGUACGUAAACCGCUAGCCGAUUUGUAGUAUAUCGUUGUAAGUACGAAGAAUGUUUUUAGUUGAUACGACUUUAGGUUUAGCAUUAAAUUAAGGAGUCAGAUGAAUGUGAGAGUGUGCGAGAAUGUAUAUGUGCCGGUAAUUAUAAAAGUGAACUAAGUCAAAAAUUUUGAUGAUUUUUUAUUUCGAGAUAUUUCGACUUUAUAGAUCGAUAUAACACGAAAUAAGCGAUAAAAUUAAUUGAAAAAAAUUUUUUAGCCCACUUUCAUAAUCACCGGCACAUAUAUGUGAGAUUUAAUUGCAAAAGAGUACGUUAUUUAUAUUUAUACGAGUGUAAAGAGGUGACAUUUAUAAUUCCUCUCUUUUACGAGAAUAGACAACCGACGCUUAUUACUGCAAGAACAUUAAAUAAAUGUUAAUCUCUUUCUCAAAACAUAAA